AUGCUUCUAUUUAUACUAUUCAUUACGACUGUAGUGGCAUUGCCGAAAAGCAGAGAACGCCCAGAUGCCACACCAACUGCUGAAACCAAGUCAAUCGAAGCAAUCCCAGAUGGCUCAUUCUUAUCAUUCAACAGAAAUCCUACUAUCAUUUCCCCUAUCGAGUUGGAUAGUAUUGCUGCUUCUAUGCCGAAGAAAAACGAGAAAUUACCUCUACAAAAACCUUAUCAGCCUCUUGGUGGCGACGACAGACCGAUUCCUGAUGUCUUGCCAAGAAAUGGAGAGUUCGAGUUCCUCGAAUCCCCGCCUGGGGUUGCUCCAAAGAUGACCGGCUCCGUUGCCGCAUCGUAUCCAAAUUUUGAGUUCUUCGAUUUUGGUGAGAAUAGCCGACCAAGCGCUGCAGCUGUCAAUCCGGCAGCCACCUAUCUUGAAGGAGGAAACUUCGAUAAGAUCGCCGCUCCACCUUGCCAAAUGAGAGGAUGUACAGGACCCGUGCCGAACGACGGCAGCUUUGGGGUCGAACCUUCUUCUGAAAAUGGGAAAGCAUGUCAUCAGAUUUUUGUUCCGUUGAAUGGCUGUACCAGCAACAGAGGCUAUCCCAUGGGUAUGCUCUGCACAAUCUGUUGUGAUUGUACAGCUUCAUUUGUGGCAGAAAUGACGAAAACCCAUGGUUUCAAGAUGGGUUUUAGUGCCAGCUGA
Molecule: messenger RNA, 696 nt
Organism: Haemonchus placei
Lineage: Eukaryota; Metazoa; Nematoda; Chromadorea; Rhabditida; Trichostrongylidae
Source: the annotation of a GenBank genome assembly